Molecule: messenger RNA, 976 nt
Organism: Petromyzon marinus (sea lamprey)
Lineage: Eukaryota; Metazoa; Chordata; Hyperoartia; Petromyzontiformes; Petromyzontidae
Gene: FGF8
Product: fibroblast growth factor 8
Molecular function (GO): growth factor activity
Source: RefSeq, a predicted model, not a curated record
AACCAACUAGCCCCCCCCACCACCCCCUUACCCUACCCCCCAUCCUCAUCAUCACAUCAUCCUCCGCUUGCCCGGCCGGUUGCAUUGCAGCAAGAGGUUGCGCCGGCGAGGAUUAACGACCCCGCUGUCUCCAUCGACCGCGUCCUGCGCCGCAGCGAAGAGCGCCGCGCGCCGUCCAAGAUGCGACCCUCGCACUGCCGGCGGCCACUCGCGUCCCUAUGCCUACACUUCCUGGUGCUCUGCUUUCAAGUGCAGGCGGCGCCGGAUUUUACGCAGCACGUGGAGGCGCAGCUCCAGCGACCGGACGCCGUGAGCCGCAAGCACAUCCGCUCCUAUCAGCUCUACAGCCGCACGAGCGGGAAGCACGUGCAGAUCGUGGGCAAGCGCAUCAACGCGCGCGCCGACGACGGAAAUAAGUUCGCCAAACUGACCGUGGAAACGGACACGUUCGGCAGCCGCGUGCGGAUAAAAGGAGCAGAAUCCGGCUACUACAUCUGCAUGAACAAAAAGGGGAAGCUGGUGGGCAAGAAGGAGGGUAAAGACACGGACUGCGUCUUCAAGGAGAUCGUGCUGGAGAACAACUACACCGCGCUCGAGUCGGUCAUGUACGGCGGCUGGUAUAUGGGCUUCACGCGCAAGGGCCGGCCGCGCAAGGGCUCGCAGACGAGCCAGCACCAGCGUGAGGUCCACUUCAUGAAGCGCUUCCAGCGCACCUCGGAGGAGCGUGAGCGCAAGUUCAUCCAGGUGGCCACGGGGGCCGCGCGCCGCAGCAAGCGCAUGCACGGGGCCGCCGCCGCCGCCGGAUCGUCGUCCUCGUCGUCUGCGUCGUCGUCUGCGUCUGAGUCGUCGUCUUCGUUGGCUUCCCGCCCGCGGUAGACGCGCGAGGAAGGGAGCGCGCGCGUUGCGUGCGCGGGCGCGCGGCGCGGAAGAAGGGGCGGACGCGGCAGGAGGGAGGGGAGAAGAGAGAGAGGGAGGG